CACUUUUGUGGAAUCUCGUAGCAGAUACGCUAUUGAAGUUACUCAAUAAUGGCGGUUUUCGUACCUACGGAUUUGCCGACGACUAUCUUACAUUGAUAGUGGGUUUGUGCAUUACUACCUUAUUCGACCUGAUGCAAAAUGCUCUUCAGAUAGUUGAAAGUUGGUGUCGCCAAUAUGGCCUUUCGGUCAAUCCGAAUAAAACAUCUAUUGUUCUUUUCACGGAAAAACGUAAUCGUAAUGGUAUUCGUCCAUUACAUCUUUUUGGUUCUGAAAUCAAUGUAACUGAUCAAGUAAAGUAUGUGGGUCUAAUUUUGGAUUCAAAGCUUUCCUGGACUCCUAACAUUGAGUUCAGAAUCAAAAAGGCGUGUAUGGCUUUCGGCCAAUGCCGACGAACCUUUGGUAAAACUUGGGGUCUUAAACCCAAAUAUAUCAAAUGGAUUUACAUAACAGUUGUACGACCAAUUUUGGCUUAUGGAUGUCUUGUGUGGUGGCAAAAGGGGGAAGUGAGGACAAUUCAGUCUAAAUUAGGCCAUCUUCAAAGGAUGUGCCUAAUGGCAAUGACUGGUGCGUUCUCUUCAACUCCCACGGCUGCUCUCGAAGUUCUCUUCGACGUGGCCCACUACACAUACAUCUCAAACAAGAAGCAUUUUCUUGUACUUACCGACUAUGGGUACUCGGUUUUAUGGAAGAGAAUCCUGCAAACCGCAGUUCUACACACACACACUUCGUUGUUACCGCUUAUGGUUAAUUGGGACACAAUUUUCCUUGCUCCAAGUGAUCUCACACACGUUAGUAGUUUUCCUUAUAGGACAUUUUCAACACAAUUCCCCUCGCGGGAUGAGUGGACAUCUGGCUAUUUGGAGAGAAGUAUGUCGGACAGCAUUGUUUGUUACACUGACGGCUCCCUCCUCGAAAGUAGAGCAGGUGCAGGCGUCUAUUCGCGUGAGCUGAGAUUGGAACAGUCACACUCACUGGGUACACACUGCACUGUCUUUCAAGCGGAAAUAUUUGCCAUCAUGUGUGGAGUGCAAUCUGCACUGCAGCAACGCAUUAUGGGCAAAGUAAUAUACCUCUGUUAGAUAGCCAAGCAGCUAUUAAAGCUCUCGCCUCGGCCAACUCAAGGUCGAAGUUAGUAAUCGCAUGUCGAACUCAAAUUGAGGAACUGAAUUCAGUUAAUACUUUACACCUUAUAUGGGUACCUGGUCAUUCUUCCAUAGCUGGAAACGAAUUGGCUGAUGAGUUAGCUCGUAAUGGAGCAUCGCAUGACUUUAUUGGUCCUGAGCCAGCUAUUCCAAUAUCCAAGUGUUGGGUGAAGCUUUUGAUCAACUCUUGGGCUGUCACUCAGCACAAAUGGCAUUGGAGUAGUCUGGAUUCAUGUCAUCAAACAAAAUUGUACAUCCGGGAGCCAUCUCCGGUAGUAGCAAGCUAUUUAGCUAAUCUGUCUAAACAGAAUUGCAGUGUCUUAGUGAAGGCCUUGACAGGUCACUGCCGACUGAACUAGCACAUGGCAAUAUUCAAUAUAGUUGUGAAUCCGAUUAGGGAACUUCUUAUCAUAUAAUAUGUAACUGCCCAGUCUAUGCGCAAAUUCGCUUCCAAAUAUUUGGUAAACAUUUACUUAGUGAAAUUGACUUCAGAAACCUGAACCUUCAGAGUAUUUUGUUGUUCAUAACCCGUUGUGGUAAGUAGCUAUAAGCUCUUGUACGCUUAUGCGUUGUAUGCCCUCUUCAAGGGCCCUUUUUCAAACAUUCCCAUUGUUCUCCCAUCCACAUUCCUUUCCUUUUUGUUCACUUCCUUUUCCGUCAGGUGUGUGAUGAAAAAGGCUGUGAAGGCGAUGGCACAAAUCUCCCAAAUUGAGGUGAACAUGCCCCUGGAGCCGACGUUCUGAUACCUGAUACCUGAUGUAUUAUACAAUUUAUAUAAUUAUUACCGAAAGAUGAAAUUUUACACUAUUGCCAGACAUAUUAUUUUGAUUGUUAUGAUAGUUAUUCAAAACAUUACAAGAAAAAAAAAAUGUUCAUAACUUUGCAUGCAUAACAAUGCAUGUUUAUGAUUUGAUCGAUAGUUCAAUUUCCCGAUUGGUUUCAUG
Armigeres subalbatus is the source of this 2086-nucleotide messenger RNA. RefSeq lists its product as uncharacterized. The transcript is spliced from 2 exons. Bases 132 to 1079 code for a protein of 315 amino acids. Gene Ontology annotation, molecular function: nucleic acid binding. The record is from RefSeq and is a predicted model, not a curated record. Lineage: Eukaryota; Metazoa; Arthropoda; Insecta; Diptera; Culicidae.